Messenger RNA from Camelina sativa (false flax), 1051 nucleotides. The record is from RefSeq and is a predicted model, not a curated record. NCBI's taxonomy places the organism in Eukaryota, Viridiplantae, Streptophyta, Magnoliopsida, Brassicales, Brassicaceae.
UUUGUAAUUAACUAGAAAAUCAACUGAUGGUUCUUCUUCCUUGAAAAAUUCAAUGGUCAAAAGUUUCCACUUCAAAGACCAGACACAACUUGCAAACUAGACCUAACCAUCUUCCUCAUUCUCCCUUUUCCCCUAAUUUGACCAAAAAAUAUGAAUAAAUACCGUUACAUAAUAAAUAUAAGUCUCAUCCCGACCCAAAAUCUUAAAAACCCAAAGUCAAUAUACAAAUUGACGUCAUAAAAAGAAAAUGGGAUUUUCAUGGAGAAAGAGACUACGUGUAGCUAACGAGAAGAAGAUAACUCCGGUAAUGAGCUGGUCGGAGUCGGAGACGGAUAUAACAAUACCACCGGAGUUUCAAUGCCCAAUCUCAAUCGAUCUAAUGAAAGAUCCUGUAAUAAUCUCCACAGGGAUAACCUACGACAGAGAGAGCAUCGAGACAUGGAUUGGUUCGGGCAACAAAACAUGUCCGGUCACGAACACGGUCUUAACAACGUUCGAUCAAACCCCGAACCACACGAUUCGUAAGAUGAUUCAAAGUUGGUGCGUGGAGGCAGGAUCGUCGUCGAUUCACCGUAUCCCUACGCCACGUGUUCCUUUAAUGCCAUGUGAUGUCCACGAGAUCUGUAGAAAAUUAUCGUCUGCUACGCGGCGUGGGGAAUUCGAGAAGUGUGGUGAGUUUAUUGGGAAGAUUACAAAAUUAGGGGACGAGAGUGAGAAAAAUCGUAAGUGUAUUAACGACAAUGGCGUCGGAUUAGUUCUUUGCGAAUGUUUCGAUAAGUUCUCGGGAGAUGAGAAAUUAACGUUUAUGCUAAAAGAGAUUUUAUAUUUGUUGACAUGGAUGAUUCCGAUCGGGUCUGAUGGUAUUACGAAACUCUCGUCCGCAACGUCGUUUCGUUGGAUCGCGGGUUUGUUGAGGAGUAAGGACGAUUCUGCACGUGAAAACGCUGCAGUUUUUAUGAAAGAGAUUCUUUCACUAGACAAAACGCGAGUUUAUGCAUUUGCAGUCGAGAACAGAGUUGCAGAAGCGUUGNUGAUGGUUCUUCUUCCUUGA